AUGAAUCGAAUUGUAGGUUGCCCAGACGAUGCGUAUGAUAGCAUAUUGGACGUAAAGGAAGAUACAGAAGAGGAAGACAAAAAGAAAGUGCGAGACGCGAAUUUUGUUCUCUUGGGAUGCCUUCUGCAUCCGAAAUAUUCAGGUGGACAAACAGAAGAGGCCUUCAAUAAACUCCUUGCGGCUGGCCGAGUUGUGGAGGUGGAUGAUGCAUACUUUUCUGCCGUGAAAGAAUGGAAUGGCGAAGAGGAUAUUAUGAACCCCCAAGCGGACAAAGAUGAAGAAGAGGAAGAGGAAGACCCUCCGCAAGAAGACUCCAUGCCUAUACCACCCGACUGGAUAAAAGAGCUAUACGAAAAUGCAACAAACGUCCUCAGGUCGCUUUGGAUAGAUCCGAAUGACGCACAGCCAAUGAAAACCCUAAAAACUCUUAACGACGAUAUUUUGGAUGAUAUGAGUGAAUUAACUCGAGAAGAAUUAAUGCAGUGGCAAAUCCCAGCGGGGUUUUUUCAGGUCCACUAUAAAAAACUCGAUAAGUUAGACGAAGAACUCAAAGAGUUAGAUGAAGAAGUCAACAAGUCAAAUGAAACUAUCGCAGCAGUCGAAAAAGCGAAGAAGACAAAAAUUGAAAUACAUGAAAUGAUCAAUGCCAGAGUCGAAAGGCAGCACUUCCCGGAGGCCUGGCGCUCCAUACAUAUCGGGCCAAAGCCGGAGCGUUCCGAAGAACGAAAUGUUGAAGAACGAAAUGUUGAAGAACAAAAGGUCGAAGAACGAAAGAUCGAAGAACGAAAGAUCGAAGAACAAAAGGUAGAAGAACUAACUUACCCCUGGCACACUGCUGUGGUUAAAGAGGGCACACGCAUCAUUGGUGUACGUAGGUAUGGAAGAGGCCAUCAAGUUUGCAUCGAAAAAGAGGAAAAUGGACACUUGGUCCGCAGACUAGACUCAGCUUCGAGACUUGGACUACUUAGUGAGGUGGAGGAAUACUGUGAAAAUGCGGAUUGGAAGAAUCUAUCUGAAGGCCAGUCGAAAUGGACAUACAAGAACAGGAAAGAGUUUGUCAAGCUUCUCUGGAUAGCAACAUCUCAGAGACAGCUAGAAAACAAAGCCGCCCCCCCAAGAGCCCCCAAUGUAGAUUGCUGCGUCCAAUUUAAAAAUGGCAUACAUAUGCUCACAUUUUCAAGUUUUUCUAGAGUCCGUGGAGCAAAAGACGCAAGAGAUAAGAUUGAGGAGCUCUGUGAACAAGAUAGUAGCCCUGUUCCAUGGGAUCUUAAGCCUGUUAGUACUUUUUAUAAUCCAACAAUUGUCAAGAGGCGUCGAAAAAUUGAAGGAGCAUCACAUGAGAAGGUACAAGGUAGGGAUUUACAAGCUAGAGAGAAUUUUACAAUCGAUGAUAGAUUUACGAACAUGGGAACUGAGGUGUUAGAGAAUGAAACACCCUCUGUCGAAACUAUGAAAUCUUAUGAAGCCACGAUCAAAGGAAUGCUACAAGUUCAAGAGAAGCAGCGACAAGAGCUAUCAGACAUAUCAAAGCUUAUGGCAAGAACUUUCGCCCAAUUUGAGAAGUUUAUGAAAUUUGUUGAUCCGAAGGCCUUUGACCAAAACCAAAACAAAGGCACCUAA
Trichoderma virens Gv29-8 is the source of this 1620-nucleotide messenger RNA. RefSeq lists its product as uncharacterized. The transcript has 2 exons. The coding region runs from base 1 to 1620 and encodes 539 amino acids. NCBI's taxonomy places the organism in Eukaryota, Fungi, Ascomycota, Sordariomycetes, Hypocreales, Hypocreaceae. The record is from RefSeq and is a predicted model, not a curated record.